Molecule: messenger RNA, 1139 nt
Organism: Rhododendron vialii
Lineage: Eukaryota; Viridiplantae; Streptophyta; Magnoliopsida; Ericales; Ericaceae
Product: mitochondrial import receptor subunit TOM20-like
Exons: 6
Coding region: 195-797 (200 amino acids)
Biological process (GO): protein insertion into mitochondrial outer membrane
Cellular component (GO): mitochondrial outer membrane translocase complex
Molecular function (GO): protein binding
Source: RefSeq, a predicted model, not a curated record
AAAGGCUCUAUUCCACUCGACUCGUCUAGGGCCGGAGUCGCCGGUUCGGUCAUUUGCUUUCGUCCCAAAUUCCAAUUUCGACACGUCUCCCUCGCUUAAACCCUAAUAAAAUCUGCUCCUCAAAUAGACCUCAGUAUCUGAUCAGAACAACACACCUCGGUACCGGAAAAUUUUCCAACAGCUCGUUCGUCGACAUGGAAAUGCCAAGCGACUUCGAGCGCGCCCUCAUGUUCGAACACAUCCGCAAGGCCGCCGAAGCCACCUACGCCAAGAAUCCCCUCGAUACCGAAAAUCUGAUUGGUUGGGGAAGUGCGUUGAUUGAAUUGUCACAGUUUGAGAAGGUUGAAGAUGCAAAAAAGAUGACUAGAGAUGGAAUUUCAAAGCUGGAGGAGGCUUUGAUGGUUGAUCCAAAUAAGCACCAAGCUCUCUUUUCCUUAGGAAAUGCUCAUACUUCUAUAGCAUUUAUGACACCUGAUCAAGAUGAGGCUAGGGUUUACUUUGACAAGGCAUCCCAGUACUUUCAGCAAGCUGUUGAUGAGGAUCCAGAGAAUGAGCUUUAUCUCAAAUCCUUAGAAGUUUCUGACAAGGCACCUGGCCUGCACUUGGAGUUUCAUAAGCAGGGUUUUGGUCAACAGGCUAUGGGAGCUGGUCCUUCGACUUCCUCCUCUGCAAAGACUGUGAAGAAGAAGAACUCUGAUCUUAAGUACGACAUAUUUGGAUGGGUAAUCCUUGCAGGCUGCAUUGUUGCGUGGUUAGGGUUGGCAAAAUCUAAUGUUCCUCCGCCACCUCCUAGAUAAGUCGAGCUUUUGGCUCAUGUAUCAACUAUGGAGUAUUUUUGGGAAGUACAUUCAUCACAACCGACCCCAAUUGAUUGGGAUUUAAGGCUCGGUUUGGUUUGGUUUGGUUUGGUUACGUUCAUCACAGUGCUUUUUUUCCUGUUCCGUUGAACAUAUCUGUGCCCUUAGGGAGUUAAAUUGUUGGACCAGGACUUAUGUUUUUCGCCAUACGUAGACUGGUUUAAGGAGGAGAAUUAUUGCUUAUAUGCUGCUACCUAGAUUUUUUCAGAGUUAUCGCUUGUAUUUUCGAAGGUCUGUAGCUGCAAUUUCUGAAAUAUAAAGCCCCACAGUUCAGUUUUUUAA